Neoarius graeffei (lesser salmon catfish) is the source of this 805-nucleotide messenger RNA. RefSeq names its product pterin-4 alpha-carbinolamine dehydratase/dimerization cofactor of hepatocyte nuclear factor 1 alpha (gene pcbd1). The record is from RefSeq and is a predicted model, not a curated record. Gene Ontology annotation, molecular function: 4-alpha-hydroxytetrahydrobiopterin dehydratase activity. Gene Ontology annotation, biological process: tetrahydrobiopterin biosynthetic process. The transcript has 4 exons. NCBI's taxonomy places the organism in Eukaryota, Metazoa, Chordata, Actinopteri, Siluriformes, Ariidae. The coding region runs from base 35 to 409 and encodes 124 amino acids.
AGGCGGGGUUUGUGAGAGCACGGGUUAUGGGGACAUGUUUAAUCCAGAGCAGGAGAGCUGGAGGGGUAGGAAAUUAAGGAAUACUGCUCUUAGACAAAACAUGGCUGGUAAGAUUCAGGUCCUGACUUUGGAGGAGAGGGAGCAGCUCCUCCCCAUGCUCCGCAAUGCACAGUGGGCUGAAGUGGUGGGCAGAGAUGCCCUCUAUAAGGAGUUUGUUUUCAAAGACUUUAACCAGGCCUUUGGGUUCAUGUCUAGAGUCGCACUACAGGCUGAAAAAAUGGACCAUCAUCCUGAGUGGUUCAAUGUUUACAAUAAGGUUCACAUCACUCUGAGCACACAUGAGUGUGGAGGAUUGUCGAAGCGUGACAUUUCACUUGCUACUUUCAUUGAUCAAGUCUCAGUGUUGUGAGGAUGACUCCCUUUCUUUUUGGCACAAACAGACCAGACCCCUUAUGUCUCACACUGCUGAAUUAAAAAUAUUUAGUAAGUGGGGUUUCCAGAUACAAACUAAUCCAAACCCACACUGAAAAUCUUUGAUGGUGUGUUACACAGACAGUAUCAAUAAAACCACAGGAUACAUUAUCUGUAAAUUAAUAAUCCUAUGUUUAUAAUAGAUAGGAUGGUCUCAUGUCUUAUAGAUAUAACCCAGUAUCUACUCUGCCCUGAAAAGUAUUGUGCCUUUAUUUUCUAUACAGUGUGCACAGGGUAUUGCUGUCCUUACAAAUUCAACUUUGUAGAGUGUCUCAAACAUUGUGAUGGUUAAACUGGGCAACUCUUUCCAAAAUAAAGCAGAACUUUUCACCCA